AGCCGGAUGGUAUUCUUUUCCGCGGUCACACUGACAAGCGUGAAAUUAAAGCCAAUUUAUUUCGACGGGUAAAUAAUUAUAAAAGCGGUCAACCACCCACCCACCAAAAAGGCCGCGCGGCUUCGUUCGCGACGUAUCGGUGAAAAGCACGCGUUUUCCGCUUUUCCAGCAGCCGUGUGCUACUUCGUACAUUUUAAGCAGCCGGAAAAACAGACGCGCAUAUUGUGGGAGGCAAUGGAAAGCGAAAACAAAACCGCAUGUGUGACGCUGGGAUAACGGCGAAAAAGGCGAAAGAGGAGCUGUGAAAUAGCGAAAAACCUAAGCUGAGAUCUAAAAUCGGAUCUGCAGUUUGAGGACAAAGAGAGAGUCGAGGAAAAAGCUACUCACAAACACACACCCAUACGCGUCACACACUCUCCCGUGUAAAACCAAUACAACAACAACAUGCAAUCUUUGCAAAGUAGUUAAAUAAUUCUGCCCUGUCUGCGCUUUAUUUCCUUCUUCAUUUCGGUUCUUCUCGUUUUAUUUUUUUGGAUUUCAACAAGUUUCUGUUUCUCGCUUUUCCCUUACACACUCACACCUCCACAAACACAAUCGCACAGUUCUUUUUUCGUUACUACUUCAAAACAACAAAAACACACGGCACACGAACACUAAACACCUAUACCAACACAACGUCUCGUGUGACGUGCGAGCGCAGAAAUUGUCGUCUUUAGAUUUUGUUUGUGCACUUUUCGCCAUUUCCCUUUGUGUUCCGUUGUGUUCGGAAAAGAGGGGGGAGGAAGAAAGAAGGAGACGAAAAGAGGGAGAGACCGAGAAGCACCUGCGAAAAAGCGGCACGAGAUCAGAAAGCAGAAAAUCGCAAGAAGCAAAAGCGACCGGCUCCCCACUUACACACACACACAAUCAACACUUGUUGCAGCGGAAGAGGAGAAGGGCGACAGAGAGCGAUAAAAAGGGGAGACAAAGGAGAAAGAGGAGGAGAACAAGUGCCUAAUAAGACAACAACACAACGCGCAUCUGCUAUCAGCGAAUACCACUGCAAACAUGGUCAAGGAGAAGCCCAACUCGACUCGUAUUUACGACAAGGAUGGAUUCAGGCGACGCGCUGCCUGUAUCUGCGUGAAAUCGGAGAAUGAAGCGGAGGUGCUCUUGGUGACCUCCUCUCGUCGUCCGGAGCUGUGGAUCGUUCCAGGAGGUGGUGUAGAGCCCGAAGAGGAGCCCUCGGUGACUGCCAUGCGCGAAGUACUCGAGGAGGCCGGCGUAGUUGGCGAUCUGGGUCGUUGUCUGGGUGUUUUCGAAAACAAUGACCACAUGCAUCGCACCGAGGUAUUCGUUAUGAACGUGACUAAGGAGCUGGAUGAGUGGGAGGACUCGCGUAGCAUCGGCCGUAAGCGUCAGUGGUUCACCAUCGAUGACGCUCUAUCGCAGCUGGCGCUGCACAAGCCGACGCAGCAGCACUAUUUAAUGCAGCUGCAGCACUCGAAGACGCUGGACAACACGAAUCGCGUGGUCAACGCCACGCAUCCGCCCAAGUUGACCAAUGCCGCCACCCCAGCCGCAUCGCCCACCACGGCAUAAAGACAGUAGGAUGCGGAACCCGGAUUGCAAAAAGCAGAAGCCACACAUGCACACCACACUUAACCCCGAGACUAACCCAACACUAACUCUAACCCCAUACCCAAAGCCAAACACAUUUUGACAUUUUGGAAAUUUACAAAUAGACAGGCAGUCUUCUAGAUUAUGUUGAUUAAGCGAUACUUAUGUUACCCCGCAUCCCCCACAUAGCCCCAUUUGCGUUUAAGUUUAAGUCAAAGCGUUCAUUUAUGUCUUUAGUAAUUGUAUGAGAACUAAAUUUAUGUGUUUACUCCAGAGCGAGUGAAGAGAAGGUGAAGAAAACAAAAACGCUACUCGAUCAAUGCUAAGCGAUAACUUACAAAUUUCGAGAUCUAUAACACGACACAGAAGAAAACAUAAAAAAAACAUGUAAUAAUUUUUGAGCGAAUAGCACUUUUUGCAAACACGAAACCGAAACUAAAACUAAAUCUAGAUAAACUAAAAAACAAAAUCCAGAAGUAACGAUAUCUAUUAGAUUUUUCUACUCUUUUUUUAUAAUUUACUCAAAAGGCAUCUUAAUUGAUUAUAGUUACAAGCAAACCAAUUGGAUUCGGCUUUACCAAGCGCAAAAGGAUAUCUUGAUUAACUAUGCUAAGCGGCCUAAACAAUAAAAAGAAACCUAUUUAAGCGAUGACUAACGAAACGAUUUCGUUUUGAAUCUACCACAGUCGAGGAUCAUUUUUCAAAAUAACUCUAGACUCCGGACUUUUGACGGACGAACAGCAGACGGAUAAGGAAUCAUUAAAAAUCCUUAAAAUAAUUAACAACAGUUGCCUAUGCAAGAAGAUAGAACCCAUUGCAGGGGGAAUAUAAAGAUAAACGUUAACUUAUUGUAAAAACAAAAUGCGAGAAAUUAGAGAAGCCAGCAAACAACAUAUUAUGAACUAAUUCAACUACUAAGAUAUGUGCACGUUGUACUUUUCAGAAACAAAAAAAAAAUAACAAUAAUUACGAUUAUAAUAUUAACACAGCUAAGGGAGGAGCAUGUUUUCAAUGUGAUUUAAGAGAUACAAGAUACACACGAGUUGAUGAACAAUUUUAUGUGACAUUUUUUCGAUGAUUUUUUGGCACUUCAAAAGCGCGCAACAAACGAAAUUUUAAUUCAAGCUCAAUGGAAGCAAAGUCUGGCAGUUGAAUCUAUGAUUUUCCAAUCUAUCAAUUGUACUUUAGUUGCAAACUAAAGCCGACAAACGAACUUUUAUCGGAACGCUAAAUUAUAUCACAAAUUGUUGCAAUUAAACGAUGAUUUACAACCAAUAAAGAAGAAAACAAACACAAAA
Molecule: messenger RNA, 2897 nt
Organism: Drosophila rhopaloa
Lineage: Eukaryota; Metazoa; Arthropoda; Insecta; Diptera; Drosophilidae
Gene: Aps
Product: diphosphoinositol polyphosphate phosphohydrolase 1
Exons: 4
Coding region: 1048-1581 (177 amino acids)
Biological process (GO): diadenosine pentaphosphate catabolic process; diphosphoinositol polyphosphate metabolic process; diadenosine hexaphosphate catabolic process
Cellular component (GO): cytoplasm; nucleus
Molecular function (GO): endopolyphosphatase activity; diphosphoinositol-polyphosphate diphosphatase activity; bis(5'-adenosyl)-hexaphosphatase activity
Source: RefSeq, a predicted model, not a curated record